Molecule: messenger RNA, 2227 nt
Organism: Hippopotamus amphibius kiboko
Lineage: Eukaryota; Metazoa; Chordata; Mammalia; Artiodactyla; Hippopotamidae
Gene: SLCO4C1
Product: solute carrier organic anion transporter family member 4C1
Exons: 13
Coding region: 1-2172 (723 amino acids)
Biological process (GO): sodium-independent organic anion transport; transmembrane transport
Cellular component (GO): membrane
Molecular function (GO): protein binding
Source: RefSeq, a predicted model, not a curated record
AUGAAGGGCUGCAGAGGUAUCGAGAACCCGGCUUUCGUCGCCUCCAGUCCAGAGAGCCCGCGCCGUGUGUGUCCAUCGCCGUCUUCCGUCGAGGUCUCUGUCUUGUCCACCCGUACCCUGAGAGAGGGUUCGCAGCCGCAGGAACCUCGGGAGCCCCAGAAGUCCCCGGAGCCACCUCUGUCUUCAGGAACUGCUGGCUCCCAGGCACGGUCCGGGCCGGAGUCACAGUCCGAGUUUGAGGAGGGGCCCUGCGGGUGGGGGAACUUCCAACCCCAGUGUCUCCAGCGGUGCAACACGCCCCAGGGCUUUCUGUUUCACUACUGCCUCUUGGCCCUGACGCAAGGUAUUGUGGUAAAUGGCCUAGUAAAUAUUAGCAUUUCCACUAUUGAGAAGCGCUAUGAAUUGAAGAGUUCCCUGACGGGUUUGAUAUCAUCAAGCUAUGAUAUUGCAUUCUGUUUGUUGUCUUUAUUUGUAUCAUUCUUUGGUGAAAGAGGACACAAACCAAGAUGGCUUGCAUUUGCAUCCUUUAUGAUAGGAUUGGGAGCACUUGUAUAUUCAUUGCCAAAAUUUUUUAGUGGAAAAUACCAGUUUGGGUCCCUUUUUGAAGAUACAUGCUUAACAGCAAAGAAUAAAACCAGUUGUACUACUUCAAGUUCUUCACUUUUCUACUACUUGUAUGUCUUUAUUUUGGGACAACUAUUUCUGGGAACAGGAGGAACUCCUCUUUAUACCCUAGGAACAGCCUUUAUUGAUGAUUCUGUGCCCACCCACAAAUCUUCUCUCUAUAUAGGAAUUGGCUAUUCCAUGUCAAUUUUAGGCCCAGCUGUUGGCUAUGUGUUGGGAGGACAGUUGCUAACCAUGUACAUUGAUGUUGAUUUGGGACAAAGCAUUAAUAUCACUGAGGAUGAUCCACGAUGGCUGGGGGCGUGGUGGAUUGGAUUUCUUAUGUCUUGGCUCUUUGCCUGGUCUUUGAUAAUACCUUUCUCUUGUUUUCCAAAACAUUUACCAGGUACAGCAGAAAUUCAAGACGGAAAAUCUUCCCAGACUCAUCAGUGUAAUUCCUUACAACAUACAGAUGGGAACUUUGGACAGAGUCUUAAAGAUUUUCCAGCUGCUCUAAAGAAUUUGAUGAGGAAUACUGUCUUUAUGUGUUUAGUUCUGUCAACUUGCUCAGAAGCCUUAGUUACUACUGGAUUUGCUACAUUUUUACCUAAAUUUAUAGAAAAUCAAUUUGGAAUGUCUUCCAGCUCUGCGGCUACCCUUGCAGGGACUGUUUUAGUUCCUGGAGCUGCUCUUGGUCAGAUUUUAGGUGGUAUUCUUGUUUCGAAAUUCAAAAUGACGUGUAAAAACAUAAUGAAGUUUGCUUUGCUCACAUCUGUAAUUGCACUUACACUGACUUUUGUAUUUAUUUAUGCCAACUGUGAAAAUGAGCCAUUUGCGGGUGUAUCUGAAUCAUAUAAUGGGACAGGAGAACUGGGAAACUUGACCGCUCCUUGCAAUGCCAAUUGUGACUGCCUGCGAUCCUAUUAUUAUCCCAUCUGUGGAGGAGAUGGAGUCCAAUAUUUUUCUCCCUGCUAUGCAGGUUGUACAAAUUCCGUUUCCAAAAGACAUCCGAAGGUGUUUUAUAACUGUUCAUGUAUUGAAAGGAAAAUAGAAAUAACACCUACUCCAUCAAGUUUUAGUUUUGAAGCUCAAGCUGGAAAGUGUUCAAGUAAAUGUAAAAACUUGCCCGUAUUCCUUGGCAUUUUCUUUGCUGCAGUUGUUUUUACCUUCAUGGCUGGUACUCCCAUAACUGUGUCUAUCCUAAGGUGUGUUAAUCAGAAGCAGCGAUCUCUAGCAUUGGGGAUACAGUGCACGUUGCUUCGAUUAUUAGGCACAAUACCUGGACCUAUUAUAUUUGGCAUCACGAUAGACAGCACAUGUAUUCUCUGGGAUAUUAACAAAUGUGGGAUUAAAGGAGCUUGCUGGAUUUAUAAUAACAUCAAGAUGGCCUAUAUGCUAGUAGCCAUAAGUGUUACUUGUAAAAUUAUCACCGUUUUCUUCAACGGGCUCGCAGUCUUUUUGUAUAAACCACCACCACCAGGCACAGAUGGUCCAUUUCAAAAUGAGAACGCAGUUGUGACUAUGGUUUCAUUAGAAUGUGAUCUCAACAAAGCAGGACAUGACGGGUAAAACAGCAACGGAGAAGGUUGAAAAUUGGCCUCCAUUUGUAAAAAUGCAUGUUAUC